AUGGGUGAAUCAGCAACAGCAACUCCCACUCCCAUUCAUGAUCCCGCUCCUUCUCCUACUCCUACUCAUACUCAAGCUAGUAGUGUUGGCAACAUGGUGGUUGAUUUAGAAAAGGAAGAAGAAAGUGAAGAAACAUACUUGGCACGAUUGAAGGAAAAAGAAGGGCUCCGGCAUGUGGAAGGAGAUGGGUUCAAGUAUUUUGUGUCUAGGCUCAACCCCGAUUGUGUGGCUCCUUCUCACAAGACAAUAGCAAAGCUGGUGUUCAAGAGGUACUUGGCGGAAAAGGAGAACUUGAAGAAGAUGUUGAGUAGAUAUCGAGUGUAUUUAACAACGGAUACAUGGACUUUGGUUCAAAAUAUUUACUAUAUAGUGAUCACAGCACAUUUCAUUGAUGACAAUUGGUUGUUACACAAGAAGAUCAACAACUUUAGUGCAAUUCACAAUCACAAGGGAGAGACUAUUGCAGUGGUGUUGGAGAGUUGUUUGCAAGAGUGGGGUAUAGACAAACUCCUCACUAUCACGGUGGAUAAUGCAAGUGCAAAUGAUGUGGAAAUUAGAGAUCUUAUUAGAAUGAUGAAUUCUUGGGGAAUCCAAAUGUCAUUAUGCAUGAAGGCCAAAUUUGCAAAUGAGCUUAUUCGUUCGGCGGUGAGGUAUGUUAGGUCUUCCCCACAAAGACUUGACAAUUUCAAUAUGUGGAAAGAGAUGAUGAAAAUUGAUGGGAAAUUGGGUGUGAUUAUGGAUGUUCCGACUAGGUGGAAUUCGACUUACUUGAUGUUGAGAUCUUCCUAUAAGUUCCACAAAGUCAUUGAUAUGAUGUUUUGUGAUGAUCCUAAUGCUAUAUCAUUUUUUGACGACACCACUCCAUCCAUUCCAAGUAGUUUUGAUUGGGAAGAAGCACAAGGCUAUAUGGAUUUUUUGAAGCCGUUUUAUGUUGUCACCUUGAAGGUAUGUUGUUCUCAUUAUCCUUCAAUCCAUGAUAUAUUUGGUGGUUUGCUUCGAACUAAAUGUCUUUUAGAAGCACAAGUUAAUCCAAAUUUGAGUUGGAUCAGAGAACCUAUGACAAAAAAGUAUAAUAAGUAUUGGGGUGAUUUGGAUAAGUUGAAUAAAUAUAUCUUCAUUGCUAUUGUACUUGAUCCUCGCUAUAAGUUUGAGAGAGUGGUUGAUUAUUUUGAGAUUUUAUUUGGGGAGAUGGAUGAGAGGGUGGAGGUGAACUCAAAUAUGGUGAAAGACCUCUUGUAUGAUAUUUAUAAGGUUUAUGAGGAAGAUGGAGGAUUUAGUGUUGGUGGUUCUCAAGUGUCUAAUGAGGGGAAUGUAGGGAGUUCAACUUCAAUGGAGGGUUUAAUAGAGUUUGAUAAAUUGUUGAAGGAGAAAUAA
Molecule: messenger RNA, 1374 nt
Organism: Argentina anserina (silverweed cinquefoil)
Lineage: Eukaryota; Viridiplantae; Streptophyta; Magnoliopsida; Rosales; Rosaceae
Product: zinc finger BED domain-containing protein RICESLEEPER 2-like
Exons: 3
Coding region: 1-1374 (457 amino acids)
Molecular function (GO): DNA binding
Source: RefSeq, a predicted model, not a curated record